CACCAUCUGUGCUGGAGUGUACACGUCAAAAUAUUAUGUGACAAGAUUUAGGUUUGAUGCUGAAGAGAGCCAAAUGCGUCCUCUUAUUAACAAUAUACGCCUUUAGAUCUUGGAACUAUUUUCAAGCAACUACAUUUACAUACAACUUUAUAAAGACGGAAAUAGUCGAGGUAAAGGCGGGACUUCCCCAGAGACGUUCUUCACUGACUUCCCAUAUCUUAUUGGUAAACGAAAUGGCUAAGACAAAUUGUGAUAAACCGCACACACAAGUAUGGAUUGCCCUGAAGAGACUCGAUCAAAACGACGAGAGAGUAAUUGCUUUAAGAGAAGUUCGCAUAACCAGGGACGCAGAGGUGGCCACAAUUAAACAACUUAUAUCACAUUCUUUUGGGCUGGCUUCCCAAGUUACCUUGAAGAUAAGAAAUAGCCAAGGAUCCUUAAUUCCUUUAAACAGUGCUCUACCUGCCAACACCAAACAAAGGCCUCAUGUUUUGGAAGUCGCAAAGACCUUCCAACAUGUUACUCCAAAGCCCCGGCUUGUUGCUAUGACUGUGAUCCAUAAAAGCUUAAAAUCAAGACUUCAGAGUGCUGUGAGGAGGAUUGAGCGUCUUGAGGAACUUCUCCCUCAGAUUAAACUGCAACAUCAUGAAGAGAUGAAUAAGGACAUUGAAUUGCUGAACCAAAAGUUGAUAUUUCUUCAUAAAAGAAUGAAGAUGGCAGAUUCGCGCUGCUGGAAAGGGAGUAUCGUGAAGCCUCCUCUGUGGUAGCCACGGAACAUAGGAUGUUUUACAGUUCAUCCCUCGGGAGCCGUGAUGAUUGAAGGCACAGUCCAGUAUAAGUGCUGUGAUUGGGCGUCAGGCCCAGAGUUUUCAGAGUGGUACAAAGUGUUGCGGUUUUCUUGAGAUGAAUGUAUAAUUAAAAUAGUCAAUUAGAGGAUGUUCUUCCUACACUUUAACAGAUAAUCAUUUGUUUAUUUUAUUUAUUAGUGAAGUUGCACAUUUUCUUUUAAGACGUAUGGGUGAAUUAUGUACUUGUUAAUUUGUUCACUUACGUAUGGUAUAGAAAAAAAAAAUCACUAUCAAGGGUGAAGAUAUGUUAAAUAAUCAGCCUGAUGUUUUGAGAGCGUCAAGUCUAACCCCUUGACACUGAAAUGUUUGAUCGCAGUGCUCUAUACCUAUGUAAGUAGUGUUAUACAACAGUUUAGGACAAUACAGGUUAUGUUCAGUUGUUUUGGUUUUAAUCCAUACUUAUACCUAAAUCAAGCCUUGCAACACAAAUCUAAGAAACCUUUCAGAAUGAGGCUUCUUAUAUUGAAGUAUGCAUGUGUGUAAUGCAAACAGUAGGAAUACACUCAUCUGCUGAACUACUGAAAUGAAGCAAAGCACUUCAUACAGCAUUACUGUGACCACCGCGCAUCACAGGAGUUUGUCUCUUUGAAAUGUAUUUGCUUAGUCUUCAUUUUGUUUUCUCAAAACUUCCACAUUUUGUUUAGCGAAUGCUGUGUGGAUCAAAACAACCUCUGCAAAGAUAUUCUUUUACAGAAGUCGGUCCUGUAAUGAUUAUUUAUUUCUGAUCUGUAAGUAAUGGUGAUGUUGGAAUAAUGUCAGACCUUCUAUGAAUAGCAAAACACAUUUUCUUCAUUGUUCUUUGUUGAGAAAAAAGCAAAUGAGGCCAGCCAAAGACAAAUAAAGGAUAAUGCUUUAUAUUAAAUGUUAAACGAACCAUGUAAAAAAAUAAAGGUUGGUUUUGAUGUA
Clupea harengus (Atlantic herring) is the source of this 1754-nucleotide messenger RNA. RefSeq lists its product as uncharacterized. Lineage: Eukaryota; Metazoa; Chordata; Actinopteri; Clupeiformes; Clupeidae. The record is from RefSeq and is a predicted model, not a curated record.